AGACCUCACAACGAUGCCCUAAUGAUCACAGCUCAGAUAUCGGGCUAUGAAGUACAAAGAAUCUUUGUCGACACGGGAAGCUCGGUGAACGUGAUUUUUUACAAUUGUCUUAAGCGGAUGGAACUCGACAUCGAGCUCUCACCCCUGCACACCUCACUUUUUGGAUUUAAUAGCUCGGAAGUCGCACCCCUAGGAGAAACCACGCUCGCUGUCGUCCCUGGGGAAGGCGACUUGAGGAAGGUGAAAAUAGUGCGAUUUGUCGUAGUCGACGUUGAGUCAGCCUAUAAUGUGAUUCUGAGAAGGCCAGCACUCAACACAUUCCAAGCA
Messenger RNA from Striga hermonthica, 327 nucleotides. Lineage: Eukaryota; Viridiplantae; Streptophyta; Magnoliopsida; Lamiales; Orobanchaceae. The record is from the annotation of a GenBank genome assembly.